AAUCAAUUGAAUUCGCGUUGGAAAUUAAGACAUUAAAGAGUGUGAAACGAAAUUCGACUUAUCGCUGUUAUAAUUGCGACUUUUAACAAACUUUUUCUCGAGUGGUGUAUCUAAAUUAAAAUUCAGUGAAGCAUACAAGUCAUAAAUCGACAAAUGUACAAAUUCCAAAUAAAAUUUAAAUUUGUUUACUGUUUGCAGUAAAGAGAAUCCGAACUAAUGCAGUGUCAAGGUUUGAUCGACAUCUGCCUGCCUCUGGUUUCACAACGCCGCCUGCUUCUGCGUCUAUAUAAGAAAUUUCUGCUUCCUGCUAGCAGCAUGAAUGAGGCGAAUGUCUCCGUUGACAACCACUGCGUCUGGUUUAGCGUCACGACGCUGAGAGCUGAAUUUUCUAGUCAGUGAACUCGCUCACGAUAGACCGCGUGCUUGCCGGAAUUUUAAUUUUCUUUAUGGAUUUCCUUAUAUUUAGGUUAAAAGUGUCCGAUAGGUCGUGAUUUGUGCAAAAAGGUGCACUCCGGAUUUUCACCGGAAAAUCUCAACAUUUCUGAAUUCGAAUUAAACAAAUCAUUGUUUUGUUGUAGACAAGCGGCAAAUUUCUGGUUCCAAUUGAACAAUAAUGUUCGAGGAAUGUUUUGGAGAUGGACCUUUCAUAUUUAGGUUAAACGAAAGCGGCACAGGACCACAACUCCUCACUCAGGUUUGCCUGGAAAGGGGAUGGCGCGAGUUUAACUCGGAAAGUGGCGACCAAUGGAAUCUCUGGUGGCGGACUUCCGGGUUCCCGGUCAGCCACCAUAGGAAUCUCUACGCCUGGCAGUAUAUAAAUCACAUACCCAAAGGUUCGGCAAUUUGUCGAAAAGAUAAUUUAGUUCGUUAUUUACGUUGCAUGAGAAAAGUUUAUGGCUCGAUAUAUGAUUUCAGCCCACAUGGCUACAAUCUCCCGCUUGAGUAUACAAAAUUAGCGGCAGAAUGCAGCAGAGGCGGCCGACCAUUUUCGAGCAAAAAUGAUACGCUUCGUGAUAAACUAAUAGAAGAUAAACCAAUUUGGAUUUGCAAACCUGUUGCUCAAAGUCAAGGACGCGGCAUUUUCCUAUUUAGGAAACUGAGCGAACUUACCUACGAUUCGAAUACGAUCGUGCAGAGAUACAUAGAAAAACCGUUACUAAUAGGAGGAUACAAAUUUGAUUUAAGACUUUACGUUUGCAUCCCUUCUUAUCACCCUGUGACAAUAUACAUGUACAGAGAAGGCUUGGCUCGUUUCGGCACCGAUAAGUUUAGUCUAAACGACUUAAGGAACCCUUUCCGCCAUCUCACAAAUUCAUCAAUCAAUAAACUUGGACCAGGGUAUACAGAAAUGAAAGACAGGAUCGGAUCAGGGUGCAAGUGGACGCUGAGGCAACUCCGGAGGUACUUUCAGCAAGCAGGAAUAUCUGAUUGGCUAUUGUGGCAACGCAUUUCGUCCCUCGUCAUUUUAACAGUCUUAAGUCACGUGAAUCAAAUCCCACCCACUGUAAAUUGUUUUGAAUUUUUCGGAUUCGACGUGCUAAUUGAUAGCUCUUUAAGACCGUGGCUGCUUGAGGUUAAUCUGAGUCCUGCCCUUAGUAACGACUGUGACGCCGAUAGGUCCGUGAAGAAGCCUAUGCUACAUGACAUGUUUGAUCUAUUAGGUUUGCCACUCUACAAUACCGGACUUUCCGUCUUUGAUAUAUUUCUAGACGAGCCUAGUGAGAGCAAUGAGGAAAAUGAACAAAAGCCAAAAAAUGUGGCUUUUAAGAACACUUUAUCUGUUGUAAACGCGGCGGGAAGAUGGCGGCGGAAGCACCGGAAAAUGUCCGCCAAACAAAUCAGCUCGCGAUCAAAUUCAGCAGUCCGCGCCAAAGUACGAACUGUUUCAGCAACAUCUCCGAAAAUCGUAAAUUUGCCAAAAGUUAACAUUAACUUGCCAAAAAAUAAGCCAAAUUAUGAUGUAAACAAAAAUGAUGAGGAAGAGUUGAGAAAAGCUGGAAUUUCGAAAAAAUGGGGCAACGGUCGUGACUGGAAUUUCGCAACGAGUAGUGAAGGCGGAUGGGUGCGAAUUUGGCCAAUGACAAUUGAACAGCCGAAUAAAAAUUAUUUCCUUACUGUCAAGCAAAUGGUUUCGAAAGUAAUCAAGUUUACGAAGUCGGCGAAAGAAUUAGCGAAAAAUCAUCCAACGGCGUCGGAGUGUCAGUUGAAUGAGUUUUUGCAACAGGAGAUUGACAUGUCUGGGGAAAUUUGGAUACCACCAGUUUAAAUUUCCUGUUUUUUGCCACUAUUGCUAAAAUUACUUGUAACAAUGCCAAGAUGCUAAAUCUCGGGCCCAGAUUUUUCUCCUCUCUACUAAAUUUUUUCUUGUUGACUUUAUCACUGCCUCAAAAUUUGACUUCAAAAUUUGAAAUAAACUCAUCAGAAUAAAUUGUUUCAUUUAAGGGUUAUAACAAGAAGUAAAACCUACAUCUAAGAUAUUUAUUUAUAGAUAUUUUGCCAAAAAACAGUCCAUCUAUUUAUUACAACUUCAAUGGCACUUACAAUAAAAUACAUUAUUAUAUAACAUUAUCUACAAGUAUAUUUGCGUAACAUUAGACUAGCACUAUUAACAAUAACCAAUAUACAG
Messenger RNA from Tribolium madens (black flour beetle), 2626 nucleotides. RefSeq names its product probable tubulin polyglutamylase TTLL2. The transcript is spliced from 10 exons. Gene Ontology annotation, biological process: microtubule cytoskeleton organization; protein polyglutamylation. The record is from RefSeq and is a predicted model, not a curated record. Gene Ontology annotation, cellular component: cilium. Gene Ontology annotation, molecular function: tubulin-glutamic acid ligase activity; tubulin binding. The coding region runs from base 614 to 2266 and encodes 550 amino acids. NCBI's taxonomy places the organism in Eukaryota, Metazoa, Arthropoda, Insecta, Coleoptera, Tenebrionidae.